Messenger RNA from Drosophila serrata, 2113 nucleotides. Its product is annotated as peroxidase. The record is from RefSeq and is a predicted model, not a curated record. NCBI's taxonomy places the organism in Eukaryota, Metazoa, Arthropoda, Insecta, Diptera, Drosophilidae. Gene Ontology annotation, molecular function: peroxidase activity; heme binding. Gene Ontology annotation, biological process: response to oxidative stress.
UUUCGAGGUGUCGUCGGUGCGAUGAGAGUCUUUCUAUUGGUUUCAAGUGUGCUGGCUGUGGCGGUGGCCAGUCAGUGUCCGUUUGCUUCAAUGGAUCCGGUGUCCAGGACGAAGCGGGAUACUUACGACAUUCGUCCGGGCGUGAGUGAUGGCAGCUUGGAUGCUCUGAUCAAGGACUUCCUGCCCAAGUUCGAGUCGAACGCUGCUCACAAUAGUUGGGCGCCGUCUUCUGGACCCCAACAGCCCGUGAGGUGUGGGGUGCCGCCUCCAAGCUGUCUGAAUGACACACGCAACCUGCAAUACCGGAGUAUCGAUGGGUCUUGCAACAACCUCCUGUACCCGGAUUAUGGUAUUGCCGUUUCCCGGUACCGUCGCCUCUUGCCUCCCCGACAGGUUGAGCAGGCUCCAAAUGCACGCCUUAUUUCACUUUCUUUGUACGGAGAAGAGACCAGCAACGACAGAUUCCGUACCAUGGCGGCCAUGCAAUGGGGUCAGUUUGUUGCCCACGAUCUCAGCCAGUUGACGACCCAAGGAGCUCCCCGGGAUUGCUGUGCCGAGCCGAAUAAUCCCCGCUGUCAGGUUAUCAACUUGGCGCGUGGAGGACCCAUCGCAUAUCACACAGGCAAGACCUGCCUGCCCUUCGCACGCAGUGUAUCCGAGGCGGAUGCCAUUUGCCCAAGGAGUGAUGCCCCCUAUCCCGAGAAGUUGUCGGUAGCUACAGCCUACUUGGAUCUCUCUUCGGUGUAUGGCAACACACGUUCGCAGAGCCGGAAGGUGCGCCUCUUCAAGGGCGGUCUGCUGCGGACGAGCUACGUCAAUGGCCAGCACUGGCUACCGGUUAGCCAGAAUCUUGAGGGUGAGUGUGGCACCAACAGCGAGUGCUACAUUGUUCCGGACAAGCGGAAUCGCUUCCAGCCCACCGUGGCCGUGCUGCAUACUCUGAUGGUUCGGGAGCAUAAUCGACUGGCCGAGAACGUGGCUCUGCUCAACUCCGACUAUGAUGACGAGCGCAUCUUCCAGGAGGCGCGCAAGAUUAACAUUGCUCAGUACCAGAAGAUCACCUACAACGACUGGCUGCCCCUGUUCGUGGGUCGCACUUAUAGCUAUCUUAAUGGUCUGGUCUAUCCGGUGGAGCCGACCGAAUAUGUCAAUGAUUACGAUGAGACGGUUAACCCAGCUGCCUAUGCAGAGUUCUCUACCGCAGCAUUCCGGUAUGCCCAUACCCAGAUUCCCGGUUGGUUCUCAUUGGUGGCUCCCAAUCGGAGCUCCAACAAGACGCUCCGCCUGAGUGACUAUUUCGAUCGGUCGGAGACCAUCUCUUUGCUGAACAAGUACGACAACUUUGAUGCCAUGCUAAGGGGUUUGGCCACGCAGCUUCACAAGCGAUCGGAUGGUAAUAUUGAUCGUGAGCUCAAGCACUACUUCAACCGCAAGGAGUUCGAGGAAUACGGAUCUGAUCUGAAGGCUAUAGACAUCCAGAGGGCUCGAGACUUUGCCUUGGCUUCGUACAACGAUGUGCGCGAGUUUUGUGGACUAAGGCGAGCUGUUGACUGGGCGGACUUUGCUCAUGAGAUCCAGGCAGAGAAAAUCUCACUGCUGCGUCGCCUGUAUGCCACUCCUGAUGAUGUGGAGCUGAGCGUGGGUGCUACCCUGGAAUUCCACAUACCCGAGGCUCUAUUCGGACCCACUUUAUUGUGUGUAAUUGGCAAACAGUUCCACAACACCAGGCGUGCCGAUAGAUUCUUCUUCGAGCGAGAGCAUCCUGCAGGCUUUUCAAGGGAUCAACUGGCGGAGAUCCGCAAGGUCAGUUUGGCCAGCUUGUUCUGCAAUAAUGCCCAAUAUCUGCACACCAUUCAGCCAAAUGUAUUCGUGUUCCCCAAUUCCCAAAAUCUGCUCAUUAACUGCCAUGAUGUACCUCAAAUCGAUCUGAGCAAGUGGCAGGAUCUCAGGCCCCAACUUGUGCAUUAGUAUCAUCAAUGGUUUGGAGUAUCUGGAGCACAUUGGUUGGUCCAAUUAGUAUAUUCAGAUAUGACCAUUUAUCUUAAUACAUUUAUAUUGUUUGUGCUUCAAUUAACUAAUUGAAAUCAUUAAAAGUCUGCAUUAACAACUUUUA